Molecule: messenger RNA, 2003 nt
Organism: Leptinotarsa decemlineata (Colorado potato beetle)
Lineage: Eukaryota; Metazoa; Arthropoda; Insecta; Coleoptera; Chrysomelidae
Product: endothelin converting enzyme 1
Biological process (GO): protein processing
Cellular component (GO): plasma membrane
Molecular function (GO): metalloendopeptidase activity
Source: RefSeq, a predicted model, not a curated record
AAUGUCAAACAGUUGACAUUUCCUAGAAAUAUUUGCUGUCAACUGUGAACAUUUUGUCUAUCUCAGAAAUUCUUCAUUCGAAGGGUUCAAGAAGCUCUCGAUAACACAGUUUCCCCUUGUGAUAAUUUGUGGAAAGCAACUUGUGGGGGAUGGCUGAAACAAUACCCUUUACCGAAAGACAAAAGUAUAUGGAACAUGAAGCAGCAGUUAGUGCGACGAGAGACAGAAAGAGUUCGAGAUAUGAUAGCAACCCUUAAAUUGCCUCUACGCACGAGCACCGUGGAAUGGAAACUCAAGCAUUUGUAUGAAGGCUGUGUGGAUGUGGACACGCUCAGGGUUGAAGGAGAGAGGCCGCUGAAGGACAUUAUUAACGAACUAGGUGGAUGGUACAUCCUCAGAGAUUUCAACGAUGCCGAUUUCGAUAAAAACGAAGUCAUAAAAACGCUACAAGUGAAACAUGGCGUCACUCCUUAUUUCAAAAUAUCCGUUCAGCCUAAUCCCAACAUGCCCGGUCAAAACAUCAUUAGAAUAUCGCCGUCAGGGCUAGGACUGCCCGACAAGGAAUAUUAUUAUAGAGACCAAGAUGAUCCGGUUCAAAUUGCUUAUAGAGAAUACAUAAGAGAUGUAGUUAUAUACAUGAGCACCGCUAGAAACGAAGCGACGAAAUUUGGCACGGACAUGUUCUUCUACGAAAAAAGGAUCGCCGAAAUAACUCCGGAUACGAUGAGUUUACAAAAUCCAAUAACCACAUACAACGCCAUUUCGUUAUCGGAACUAAGAGAUACUAAUUCAAUUCCAUUUUUCGAUAUAUUGCAAGCCAUGUAUCCAGAUUCGAAUAUCACCGAUAAUACGGAAGUGAUUGUCAGUUCUUUGGAAUAUUUAGGACAAAUAUCUCAAAUAAUAGCCACCACUGACAGAAAAACCAUGAACGGGUACCUGACUUGGACUCUAGUCAGACAUUAUAUCCCCUAUUUAUCUAGUACUUACACUUCGGCUUUGGAUACGUUCACAUCUGCGCUUUACGGUAUGCAACAACCUUUGGAAAGGUGGGAAAUGUGCGCGGGAUUAGUCAGAAGAUUUAUGGGGUUCGCGGUGAACUACUUCGAGGAAAAAAAUCAUCCCAUUACGAAAAAUUCAAUGCGAACCAUCAACGACACAUUUGCUUCAAUUGUUAGUGUUGUAAAAAAUAAGAUUGAAACAUUUCCACAGACGUCAUUACUCUACAACCAUCUGAAGAGCAAGUUAUCAACACUAUCUCUCCAGGUUGGCAUUCCAGAAAACACCAAGGAGGAAAAAUAUCUCAAAGACUACUAUCUGAAACUGAAAAUAUUAAAGUCGAAUUUAUUCGACAGUGUGCAAAACAGUGUUGGUUUCCAAAAGAAAUUGGAAGAAAGAAGACUGAAUAAAUCACCCGUAGAAGACUCGAUUUUAUCAUAUGUUUUAGCUGAAGUGCCCGUAGUGGAAUAUUCUCCUGCUGAUAAUGCUGUUAUCAUUCCGAGGAUUUUGUUGACUGAACCAUUCUUCGAGGAAAACUAUCCCAGUUCCAUUAUAUAUGGAAGACUGGGAGUAGAAAUAGCAGAAGCAGUCGUUUCCUCGAUCUUCCCUUAUGACAGUUUAUGGACAUCCGAUAGGAAAAUUCUUUCACCAUACCACAUGACAGUCGAAGAAUCAAUAAAGAGCGUUCAACCGAGUUUGAAAUGUAUUGAGAGUCAUAUUUCGAAUUCAAACUGGAACCUCAGCCAGGUUGCAUCAAACGAAACUGCAUUGAAGACUUUGAUCCACGUGAUGGCUGUUGAUGUGGCAAAACAGGCUUUGAUUUCUUCGUUGGAACAGACUGAACAUACUCACCAACCUUCUCUAGAGCGGUACGAAGAUACUGCAUUAUUUUUCAUAGCUUACUCCCAGACUCAGUGCUCAGAAUCCACCACUCAACAACAGUUGUAUGAAAAUAUAGUCAACUUUGAGUUACCACAAUAUGUCAGGUAGGUGUUUUCAUUAUCAGG